GUCUCCAGUCAUCAAGUGAAGUUAUAAGAACUGAAUUCAAAAUGGCCAGACUCACAAUUCUAGCAGCCAUAUGUCUGGUUUUAUGCCAACUGGGAUCUGCCAGCAGGAUGGAGUGCUACUUCACCAACUGGUCCCAGUACAGGCCUGGUGAAGGCAAGUUCCUGCCACAAAAUGUUGACCCCUUCCUGUGUACCACCCUCAUCUACGCUUUCUCUAUCAUCAACCAUGCCAAUGAGCUGGUCACCUAUGAGUGGAAUGACGAUGUCCUCUACAAGGCUUUCAAUGAACUGAAGAACAAGAAUCCUCAUCUGAAGACUCUCCUGGCUGUUGGUGGAUGGAACUUCGGCUCAAAACAAUUCUCCAUUAUGGUGUCCACUGCAGCCAACCGUCAGACAUUCAUCCAGUCUUCUAUCAAGUUCCUGAGGACUUAUGGAUUUGAUGGUUUAGAUCUGGACUGGGAGUACCCAGGUGCCCGUGGAAGUCCUCCUGAGGACAAGCAGAAAUUCACUCUGCUCUGCAGGGAACUUGUUGCUGCAUAUGCAGCUGAGGCCAAGUCCACCGGCAACCCUCAGCUCAUGCUGACCGCUGCUGUGUCUGCUGGAAAGGGAACCAUCGAUGCUGGAUAUGAGAUCGCUGAGAUUGCCAAGGAAUUAGACUUUAUCAAUGUGAUGACCUACGACUUCCAUGGAACUUGGGAGCAGUUCACUGGACACAACAGCCCUCUGUACCGCGGAUCUGAGGACUUUGGUGACCUUAUCUACUUUAACACUGAUUACGCUAUGAAGUACUGGAGAGAUAACGGCACCCCUGUGGAGAAGCUGAGGAUGGGAUUUGCUUCUUAUGGUCGUACUUUCCGUCUGACAUCAUCGGAUACUAGUGUUGGAGCUCCAGCUAACGGACCUGCAUCGGCUGGUCCAUAUUCACGCGAAGCUGGAUUCUGGUCCUACUAUGAGAUCUGCACCUUCCUGAAAGGCGCCACUCUUCAGUGGAUUGAGGACCAGAAAGUCCCAUAUGCCUUUAAAAGCAACGAAUGGGUUGGAUUCGACAACCAGGAGAGCUAUGAGAUCAAGGUGCGCUACCUGCAGGAGCAUAAGUUUGGCGGUGCUUUUGUUUGGGCCCUUGAUUUAGAUGACUUUGCCGGAAAAUUCUGUGGUCAAAACAGCCACCCUCUGCUUUCCCACCUCCGCAAACUUCUUAAUAUUGAGCUGCCACCACUGCCACCAACCACCACCCCCAAACCUGGUGCCAGCACCACCUCUCCAACCACCACCGCCACCACCACCACACAUGCUCCAGGACCCGGCUUCUGCAAUGGCAAACCCGAUGGGCUGUAUCCCCACCCUGACGAUAAGAGCAGCUUCUACAUGUGUGCCGGUGGCAUCACCCACAUCAGGAAUUGUGGAGCCGGAUCGAUCUUUGAUGACAGCUGCAAGUGCUGCGUCUGGCCCUGAGCAAUGUGCAUUGUAUCUGAUGUCAGCUACUAAAAAGACUGAGAAUAAAACAUGACUGUAAAUAUCUUUUUGUAUCCACU
This is a messenger RNA of Melanotaenia boesemani (Boeseman's rainbowfish), 1531 nucleotides long. Its product is annotated as acidic mammalian chitinase-like. Gene Ontology annotation, cellular component: extracellular region. NCBI's taxonomy places the organism in Eukaryota, Metazoa, Chordata, Actinopteri, Atheriniformes, Melanotaeniidae. The record is from RefSeq and is a predicted model, not a curated record. Gene Ontology annotation, biological process: carbohydrate metabolic process; chitin catabolic process. The transcript has 12 exons. The coding region runs from base 42 to 1451 and encodes 469 amino acids. Gene Ontology annotation, molecular function: chitinase activity; chitin binding.